CCCGAGUCCGACACUUCUCCCGAUGAGAUAAGGCAAGAACUUUGGUUGAACAAAGUUAGCGGAGGGAUUUUCGCGUGUCCGGACUCCGAGUCCGUGGCAGCCUUUCUGUGGUUAUUUGUACAGUACUUGGCCGCACCCAGAGCCAUUAUAAAAAGGGUCAAGGGUUUUCCAUCGGAAUGCCCAGUUCAACCUCCCAACUGUCUAUCGCACUCCUUUCUACUAGUAGAACAUCCGAGUCUUCAGAACGACUCUGAACGAACAGAAACUCUGUAUGGCCUCGUCACUGCCUAGCAAAUCCGAGUCACCCGUGACCUCUGAUGGCGAUGGCGAAGUUGCUGGUCGGCGCCCCGUGCCUUCGAACGCGCGCAGAUAUACUCUGCUUUUGAUCUUCUGCAUUACACAGUUUUUAUAUACGACCACCAACUCGGCAUUGUUUUCCGCUAUCCCUUCCCUUGUCCGGAAGUUUGGCUUCACCCAAAGCCAGUCAGUUUGGAUCAUCAGUGCAUACCAGUUGACUUUUGCAUCUUUUCUCCUUAUGAGCGGGAAAAUCAGCGACAUCUAUAACCCUAAAUACACCUUCAUAACCGGUAAAUUCAUAUUAGGGGUAAUCUGUAUCGGCAUCGGUUUCGUCUCCGAUGGUAUCUUAUUCCUUUCACUGAGAGCCCUAAGUGGAAUCGCCGCAUCGCUCACCGUACCAUCGGCUCUAGCACUGCUCAUCGGACUUUUUCCUGAGCCUAGGCAUCAAGGAUUCGCUAUUGCAGCAUUUGGAGCUUGGGGGGCGAUUGGCAUCGUGUUGGGUUUAAUUUCCGGUGCCUUUUUCGUCGAAUAUGUCAGCUGGAGCUGGGUAUUCUGGUUUGUAUCGACGGUGAUCAUACCAACCACGCUCAUUUCUACGGUGCUUAUACCUUCACAAACAACAAAUGUGGUUCGAAAGAGCGGUUUCACCAAAUUCAGGAGUCUUGAUGUUAUUGGAAUAUCAAUUCUUACAGUUGCUGUCAUACUCUUUAUAUUUGCUGUGACGACAGGGUCUAUGAUAGGCUGGAGAUCAGCUACCACACUAGCGCCUCUGGUCUUUUCCAUUGCCAUGACUGUUGCAUUCUUCUACUGGGAGGCCUUCCAGCCAAUUGAAUGCGCAGCCGUACCGCCUUCCACAUGGUUCAUUCCGAAUUUUUCUGUUCUAUUCGGAACGGCUCUCCUACCAUAUUUUUGGUGGGCAAAUAUAUUCACCACCUACGUGUCCCUGUGGCAAGAUAUUUACCGAUGGAGCGCCAUGUCCUCUGCUGUCCACAUGCUUCCAAUAGGCAUUACUGCAUUUCUCUUCAGUUUUGCCAGUAGGCUAAAGGGGCUCAGGGGCAUGAGCGCCAAGUGGCUGAUACUAGGCGGAGCACUGAUGAUGAUGACGGCACUGGUGUUGUUUGCCUUUGCAGACGGACCUAACAAGUACUGGCCAUUGGUAUUCCCCGGCUUCAUCAUCGGUUCAGCCGGCGCAAUGCUAACCAACAUCUCCGCAAACAUCGCGAUAUUCCGAGCCACGCCCCCCUCCAUGGCAGGCACCGUAGGCGCCAUGUUCAACUGCGGUCUGCAACUCGGCUCCGCUGUCGGAUUGGCUGCCGUGUGCUCUAUCCAGACGAGCGUGCAAGCUGGGAAUGGGGGGCCGUCGAAUUAUGAAGGCCAGUCUGCUGGGUUUUGGUUAAUGCUCGGGUGCAUCUCUGUUGCUGCGCUAGCUGUUUUGGUGUUUUACCAUACCGACACGGUUCGAGGUCGUGUUGAGGGAACAGGUGUCCGUGAUGGAAGCGAAGCGGAUUCUAGUGAUAGUUCCUUGGCUUGAGGGGGGGACGUAACGAAGACACGCCGAAUUGUGUGCUUCCCGUUCCAGAGGGGAGACAAAGUCUUGAAGACGAAUGAUGUUCUUCGGGUUGUGCGCGUUGACAGGGCUUGAAGGAAUUGAGACUCGCAGUGCUCUAUUUACCUAUCUUAGUAUUUUCGUUAACGCGGUGGAGAGCAGUUUAUGCGGACGAGGAGACGGGCGAUGUUACGCUACGAACAUGCGGAGUCCUGCCAGUGACUAUUUAUUGA
Suillus discolor is the source of this 2076-nucleotide messenger RNA. Its product is annotated as MFS general substrate transporter. Gene Ontology annotation, biological process: transmembrane transport. Lineage: Eukaryota; Fungi; Basidiomycota; Agaricomycetes; Boletales; Suillaceae. Gene Ontology annotation, cellular component: membrane. Gene Ontology annotation, molecular function: transmembrane transporter activity. The record is from RefSeq and is a predicted model, not a curated record. Bases 272 to 1828 code for a protein of 518 amino acids. The transcript has 10 exons.